AUGACCAGCUAUAAUCCCCUGAUAUCAUCAUACACCAUCGACUCUCACCGUAAUCUAUCAUUCACAAACCCAACUGGAUCAAGCGGUUGGAUGUGUAGACAGAGCGGUACGUGGGGAAUCCAAGAUUGUUCUGGGUUCUCCAUCUCAGUAGGAUCAAAUGGUCCAAAGGGAAAAUACGGAACGAUCUUCUUUGAAGGUGUUUUCGAAGGUGGCAAACAUCAAUUCAUACCUGGCAAGGAUUAUACAACUUCUUCAGAUGGAACUUUCAAGUUUUAUCAUCCCGAUCCUACCAAGCAUGCUUGGUUAGUGGUCAAGUCAGGUGGAAGGUUAAUGUAUGAGGAUAGUAAAGGUAAUUUCACGGUCGUUGAGAAAGAAGGGAAAGUGACGUUUGUUGAUAUUUUCGUGGAGAAGGACAAAGUAGAUGGUGAGGAUGCGGCUUCCGGUGAAAAUGCAGACUGUGAUAGUCUCACUUCCGAAAGUGUUUUCAUGCCAUGGGUGAAUUUGGGUAAGCUCGUACCUGCCAAGCGAAUUGGGAGGGAUCAAGACGACAAUGAAGGAAAUUUUUCGUCUCACCAACAAGGCUUCAGUGAUAAGGUGAAGAACAUUCUAAAAACUCCAAAAUGGGUGAGUAGGGGAACCGCAUCGGGUCAAGCAUUUAGUGAAAGUUAG
Kwoniella mangroviensis CBS 8507 is the source of this 669-nucleotide messenger RNA. RefSeq lists its product as uncharacterized. The transcript has 3 exons. The record is from RefSeq and is a predicted model, not a curated record. Lineage: Eukaryota; Fungi; Basidiomycota; Tremellomycetes; Tremellales; Cryptococcaceae. Bases 1 to 669 code for a protein of 222 amino acids.